This is a messenger RNA of Colletotrichum costaricense, 1275 nucleotides long. RefSeq lists its product as uncharacterized. The coding region runs from base 1 to 1275 and encodes 424 amino acids. The transcript has 2 exons. Lineage: Eukaryota; Fungi; Ascomycota; Sordariomycetes; Glomerellales; Glomerellaceae. The record is from RefSeq and is a predicted model, not a curated record.
AUGAGCGAUCAACAGAAUCCCGCACCUCUCAAGGAUCCAUCGAAUAAGGAGUCGACUCUCAACGCUCCUGGCAACCAAAAUCCAUCGAUUGCCAGGCUCGCGAGGUCUUGGGGCCCUUACACACCUCCCGACAUGAGCUACUACGCUCUAGAGCACGAUGACCCAGUCUUGCUGGAGAAUAUCAAGAUGCUCAAAGAACUCACGUCUGAGUGCGACGAAGAUCCUACCGACCUCCUCGACGUUGUGAUGAGAGUUCCACCUAGGCUGAGCAAGUCGAUUGUUUACCUGACGGUUGGGCUCCUUCAACACCAAAAGCUGGUCGAAAAUUUACUCAUGGUGACCGAGCUGCGUGCUGAGAAUGAUGCUGGGCCCAUCAGAAACACAAAGAACGGCCAGAACGUGAAGAAGGUGAAGAAGACAAAGACAAAGACUAGAAAGUUGGCCGACAUCAAUGAGGACAACGAGGACGAUGAGAAUGGUGGUUCCAUGGCUCCCAAGGGUCUAGAGAAGAAUGGCCAGAAGAACGAAACAAAGGACAACAUGAGCAAAGCUUUUGGCCCCGCCGAGAGCAAUACUGUGGCCAACACCAAUCAUCUGGCGGUACCCAAGAGCAAAAGGAAGAAGGCGAAGAAGCAGAAGGCCGGCAACGCCAUUGGGAUUGCUGAGAGUAAUUCACAGCUCAACACCGACCAGCGAGCAGCCUCCUUGAAUACGAAGGCCACGGCAAAGCAUAAGAGUAGCGGAGGCUCUAGGACUAUUGAGAGUAACGCUGGAGCAAUCACCAAAAAAUCGACAGUCUCUAAGGGCAAGAAAGUCAAGGCAAAGGCGAACAUUGACAACAAUUCCAAGACCGUGAAGAACCACCCAGGAGCCAAUAUCAAACAGCAAGCAAUACCCAAGAACAAGAAUAAGAUGGCUAAGACCAACAAGAAAGACAGUGCCGCGGAAACCCAUGAGCAAGCUAAGAAGACGCAGCCCAAGAGUGCCCCAGAGUCGUCAAACGCGCAGAACAACAAUAAGGUCGAGAGUUCCCCCAAGCCCGACGAGGGUGAGAAGAAGGCAAAUGUCAGCGAGACAAUCGAUGGCGGAUUCUUCUCCGUCCUUGAGAUCGAGUGCAUGAAGAAAAUUCAGGGUCGCAUUGAACGCGGGAUCAGAGAUUGCCAGGAAGUGUGGACUGUGGUGCAACAAAUGGAGGAGGCGGCAGAGUCGGAGUGGGCCAAAGCCAGAAAGAUGCAAACCCAAGAACAGGCGGAGUGCUCCGCUAAGGGCGGUUAG